This is a messenger RNA of Linum trigynum, 9623 nucleotides long. NCBI's taxonomy places the organism in Eukaryota, Viridiplantae, Streptophyta, Magnoliopsida, Malpighiales, Linaceae. The record is from the annotation of a GenBank genome assembly.
AUCAUGCUCGAACAAAACCAAUAUCAACACAAACCGAACUAAUAUCGACACAAAGACAACUAAUAUCGCCACAAACAUUACUAAUAUCGACACAAAGACAACUAAUAUCGACACAAACAGAACUAAUAUCGACAUAAACAGAAAGCCAUUCCACAAAACCCAGAAAUAAAAUCAACAAAAGAACGAAUCAUGCAACCCUAAAUCAAAUCUAUCCAAACGAAAACUAAUAUCCACGUAACUAUGCUUGAAAACUUACUUGAUCAAGAAUCCGAGUUCCCUGCCAAGCGCCGCCGCCGAGAUCGCUGCUUCGUCGCCGCCGACAAGUUCGUUGCCGCCGAGAUCGCCGCCGCCGAGUUCGCUGCAAGGUCGUCGCCGCCGAGAUCUCCGACUUCGCUGCAAGGUCGCCGCCGCCUAGAUCGUCGCAGCCGCCAAGAUCGAAGACUUCGCUGCCGCUGAGUUCGCCGCCGCCGAGUUCGCUACACCGCGCGGCGCUUCGUCUGCGUUCGGGAGAGGAAGAAAGGGAGAGGAAAGGGAGAGAGAAAGGGAGAGAGAGGGGGAAAUUAAUUUGGGGAAGAACGUGAAAAGGGGUAGGGUUUAGGGUAAUUUUUUUGGGGUUUUGAAUUAGUGGGCCUUGCGGGCCCCGCAAGCCGGAGUGGGCUUGGCCCAGCCGAUGGAAUCAGCUCUCCUCCCUCACACUCUGACGCGUUUUCUCCUCCAUCGAUGGAUGGCGGCUUGGCGACGUGGAGGCCCAUCCGUCCCUAUCAGUAUCUCCAUAUGAAACUUGCUGAAAUUCUUCUGAAUGGCCAUACAUCGGCUGUGAAUUGAAACUGAGGCAGCCUUCUGAACCCUGGAAAUCACACCCCUAACAAGAUAACAGCUUUUGAUAGCACGAAAAGGGAACAUUUUUCCUUGUCUUCCCAUAAUGAGAGCCAUUCAUCUCACUAACCUUACAUCAACGACUAGCACAAACAACAUAACCUAAUGUGGGAACCAAAGCAAUCCCCGCGGUUGGAGAAAGAUUCCGCCAUGGAAACAGCUCAAACCAAUUGCCUAAGCUAAUCAAAUACUCGAUUUGGAAGAGUAAAGGUGUGAGUUUUUUGCCGUAUCUUACUGCAGUUGAGAAACGGGUCUGCACCGAAUAUAUGGAUAGAUUAUAUGCGCGCAUAAGAUGAGCAGAAAAGAGAAGAUUUACGCUUACCCGGAAGGAAAAGAAAUCACUCGUUACUUUCGCCUGAGUCUUCUUCUCUACUAGCCCCACUUCCUGCAAUUCCGUACUUGUAUCACAGCGCACCAGGAACGGCGGGAAGGGUUGGCAUAAUUGAAAUAUCAUUAAUAAGCUUUUUUAGAUUGAUCUAAAAAUAUUAGUUGAUCAACAUAUCAAUUUGAUUGGUGAAUUAUUUGGUUAUAAUUUGGUUGUAAUGAUGGUUUUACCCAUCCUACUCCGCAACCCCUAGUCGGGAAGUCGAUUAUGCAUUCUAGAAAAAAAGAUGAGUGACAUGCAACCGAAAGAAGAUUGCUCUCGCAAGUAGUCAUUUCGUCGAACACCAAGAGGACACCGCAGAAAGAACAAGCGCGACUCUUGUAACAGGAAACGAGAAACACGAUGAGGGGGAAGGGGAGGAGGCAACGCAACGGAUUCCGGCUUGCCAAUGAUUUUUGAAACGGCUUUGGUGGCGUCUUUCAGGACAUCCGACGUUGUAACCGUGUCCACCGGAAUAUUCGUGUACAGAUUCAAGGUCGGCAUUGUCCCGCCGCUCUCUUCUUCUUCUUCUUCCUUCGCUGCCGGAGCCAGCGCCUGGAUAGAGAGAGCUUGCUGCCGGAAAUUGGGUUGGGUUAAACUAUGUGCCCGAGCCCGACCCAUCUAUACGGCACCCGACCCGAGUUAGUUUGUUAAGCGCUGAAACGGCGUCGUUUGUGUAUGAACAUACAAAAACCUAAAACCUUCCAUUUCUACACGUUCUCCGUUCCAGGCCAAGAAGCCGCAACCCGCCGUCCGUCGACAUUCCCCUCCUAACUCCGAGUCCGGCUUCAGCUCCUUCUCUUCCCAUUUCGGUAGCCUCCGCUGCUUCGUUGGAGGGCCUUCUUCCAGCUCUUCCUGCCAUUGUUCGUUAGUCAUCGACGCUGCCACAGUGAGUAAUUCUACUUUCUUUCUUCUUCUUCUUCUUCUUCUUCAGUUUACAUUAACGAUUAUGGCUGCUUUGUGCCCAUUUUUCUCCUAUUCACUUAGGCGGUGUGUCUCAUGAUCCAAUUCCUUUUAACGGGCUGUAAUAAUUGGGGACUGGUGGAACGAGUGAGACUGGACUGAACAUUUUGGGGUAGAACAAGUUAGCAACCGAAACUUCACUGUGUUUCUCUGUCUGUGUGAUUAUAUGAUUCUGUAAUUAUCCUUCAGUCUUUCAUCGACCUGGGCUCGUAUAAAGAAACGAUCUUUGUGUGAAAAUCAUUUUGGGGAAAACAAGUUCACUAGUGCCCUUUCUGUGGGUUCAUUGGCCCUAUUAUUAUCAUAUCUGCUCUUUUGUAGAACCUACGAUAUAGUAGUUCAUAUGAUGGGUCUCUGUUUGUAGUUUAGACAUUGGUUUUGUGAUCUCUGAUUCAUUUGCCUUUGUGGGUUUUCAUGUUUGGUAUUUGUUUCUACUCGACCUCAUUUGAAUUGGAAAAACAGCGUUUCCAAGUAAGUGGUGGAAGUAGAGAAAGGCCUAAUAUCAACUCGCCUUUUCACUGGUCUGGUCGAAUUAGUUCAGCUAUUUCUCUGUUAGUAAAUGGCAUCUUAUGUUUGGAAAUAUAACAUGUAGGGUCGUAAAAAGAAGGUGAAAGAUGAUGAACAAGAAGGAGAUUCUGAAGCUAGCCAAAGGGUUUAGGGGGAGAGCAAAGAACUGCAUCAGGAUAGCAAGAGAGAGGGUGGAAAAGGCUUUACAGUAUUCUUACAGGGAUCGUCGAACAAAGAAACGUGACAUGCGCUCCCUAUGGAUCCAACGGGUCAGUGCUGGCACCCGGCAGCAUAAUGUAAGCAACCUAUUCCCUGCCUAGGCUAUUUUGUAUCAAUUGAUUGGUAACCCACUGAGCUGUCUUGUAGCCUGAUUGGGCACAUUGAUUUUGUUUGUUCCUUUUGCGCUGCUGUUACUCAUUAAUUCGUGGGAACCUACAACUUUAUACUAAAUGUGUGGUUGAGUGGUGGUUAUAUUUCUUGUCAUUCGAUGCCACUGUCCGUAUGGGUUUUUCUCUGAUAAAUGCUUAUCUUUUGAGUUGGAGAAUCAAGUUCAUCAUUAAUUAAUGCAAAUAUGGAUUAUGUUGUUGAAGUUCUACUAGGUGAAGCUAGUUCAUUGGUUUUGAGACUACUAACUUGUUUGUAAGAGCAUUUUUCUUCACGUGCUUUGCUUCUAUGGUUGGUGUUUUAAGUAUUAGCACAAUGGAAAUCAUUUUCUUGGUUAUCGACUAUAAUUAAUUUGAGUGGUUAGUUUUUUGGUUCCUUUCCAUUUACAGAAUGUAUUUCAGACCCGGUAUUAGGUUUUCAUAGUGAGCUCAUGAAUCCUUAUGUACUUAGUAUUGAAAUCUCCAGAAUUAAACUGAAUGAUAAAGGAAGCAUGCCUAGAACCUUGCUCAACAUUCUCAAUCCUUGUCGAUUGCAAAAAGUGUGAUAAAAAAACAAUUGAAGAUGAAGAAAACUGCUCUAGUUAUAGUAUGUGUUUGUAAUUGUUGAAUGGUUGACAUACUCCAGCUAUAAAGGCUCUUAUUAUCUGUUAAAACUGCUCUAGUUAUAGUAUGUGUUUGUAUCUUGUGACUAGUAGAACUCUCAUCUUUCAAUAGCGACUACCAGGUUCCCAUAACAAAUCAUUUCGUCUUUCCCAGUUGUAUGUGAAUUACCCUGGUGGCUUUAGAAAACUUCUCAGUUACUGCUCUUGUUUAGCUGUAUUCCUAAGUCAACCAUCUUCGAUGGUCAUACUUAAGAUCCAUUUCUUACUUUGCCUCUCAAUUUUGAUUAGUACUCGCAUCCUUCAAAGCAUUAGCUUUUUGUCAAAACUCAAGGAGUGUGUUAAUGUGAAUCAAGAAGCCUCAACUGUUUCUAGCCCAGUACAUUAUGGUAUGUGCUUCCUGGCUUCAACUGGGGGUACAUAGUUCAGUAUUCACCCUUCUGCGGGUGCCUAAUUUAUUCAUGGCCUUUUUUUAUCAAGAAUUGUGGGCUUGCUAAAAAGAUCCUCGACACUAGUAGACCUUUUGAAGUGUAAAAUGGCAUAAAAGAAAACAGAGGGUGAUUGCAUUUUGUGAUAGUGCUUCUGAAGUGCUUUCUACUUGAUUAGCUGAAGUAGUCAGUGGUUAUGUGGAAAUAGUAAAGUGCUUUCUCUUUUGCUUCAUGCUCCACAAACUAAACACUUGUAAAUUAGAACCAACCAGUUGCAAUUUGAGCCUGCUUAGCACCUGGAGGGCGAUUGCAUUUUGUGAAUAAACUGUGAAUAGAAAGGUGGUAGUUGGAGGGGGCAUUUCUGAUUCUCUACUGCGUGUGAUUCACAGGUUCAUUAUGGUCACUUCAUGCACGGGCUUAAGAAGGAGAACAUCCAGCUGAACCGGAAAGUUCUGUCGGAGAUAUCGAUGCACGAGCCCUUCAGUUUCAAAGCUCUGGUAGACAUUUCUCGCGAGGCUUUUCCAGGAAACAGACACAUAUAUCAUCGUCCGAGGAAGGUUGAUAUGUCGUCGAUGGAUGCAUAACGGGUCGACUUCCUAGAUAAAGUCUUGGUCGUGGGAGAUUUAUUAGAUAAAUCUGAACUAGAUGUUUCUCCUGUUGGUUUCCUCCGUUAGGUGUCUUGAGUCAGGGAAGUUGUAUUCAAUUAUGCAGCUGUGUAUGAUCUGGAUCCUUUUUCUUUUUGCCAAUGACAAAAGGCAAAUUGCAGAAAAAAUAUUGCAUGAUCAGUAGGUUUCCAGUUCUUCACUUCGCCCUGCAGCUGGUGUAUGAUUUGGUGAGCCUAAGGUCUAGCCUGGUUGAAUUAUGAUUGGCAAAGUAAGUCUCUACUGACUAUGUUGUUAGAAAGGUUUGGUGUAUCGGAUAGACCAAACUCCUAAACUGGAUUGAUUUUAGCAUUGUUCAUUAACUUCAAGAGCUUAGUUUGGUUAACUUAUCUCCCUGGAAAUACGUUAUAACUUAAGCAAGGUUGUCAAACCGGUUUAUGUCAGUGUGCCGGUUUAGCAAGUGGAAUGGUUCGACCGGUGGCACAUACCGGUUUGUGCCGGUCAAUAUUACAAAUAAAAUUAUAAAUACUCAUUUUAAACAUGGCAUUUAACGUCAAUACCUAAACAUUUAUACUUGAAUCCAACAAAUAACAUCAAUAUUUAACAUUUAUACUCAUAAAAUAAAUAAUAAAAUAAUUUUUAACAAUUAAAGUAAGGUUAUUUUACUUAGAGAUUCGUAUAUCGAUCAUGCCGGUCAUACCGAUGGUGUCACGCCGGUUUUAUGACCGGUACAGGUUGAACCAGGUACAACCAGUGGCACGCCGGCCGGCGUGACAACCCUGAACUUAAGUAAAUAUAAAAUGGAUUCAAUCCCCAGAAAGGGUAGAUUAAGUUUUCUAAAAGGGGAUUAACCACUUAAUUAUCUAUUUGUUAUGAAUUAUUAUAGUAUUGUUUUAUAAAAGUUUUCCAAUAAUUUAUUUCGGUGAAGUCAAGGACAAAAAGCCCACUUACUCCUAAUCAAUAAUUGUAGCCUUUAAAAGUAAUGCAUCAUGCUAUUCUCAAAAUUGUAACAUUUAUUUGAAAUCUAUAAUAUCCAAAGUGUCAAAACCAGUAUAUAAUAUUUGAUCAAUAUAGAUAUUUUUUUUUUAUGUUAGAUGUUCUAUUAUCAAUAUAUCUAAAUUUCUUAUGAAAAUAUUAUAUUGCUAUACUAAUAAAAUAGGGGGAAACCAGCUAAAAGUAAUUCAGAGAAACUUUUUUUAUUAUAAGAAUUCCAAUCAGUAAUUACCAUCUAAAUACCCAAAAAAAUAUUUGGUGAAAAUCUCUCUUAUGAAUAUUUUAGAUGUAUUGUAAAUAUAAUUACAAAAAUCUAAAUCAGAUUAUGAUCUCAGUUUUGUAUGGGAUCUAAUUAUUAGGAAGGUUAUUUUAGAGUCGGAUUUACAAAUGACUAUCAGUCUCAUCCAGUCCGUGAUGCUCCUCUCACCCAUACUUCGUUCUAAUCGAUGAAAUCCAACCCUUUUUGACUUUACCAUGGGAGGUUCGCCUCGCCCGUGUGUUAUGUGUAUAGAGAAGGCAACUUUGUGCAAUACUUAUUUCUUACAUCUUUUGAGCAUUCCUUAGUUGUUAGAGUACACUCUUUCACGAUUCUGUUUCCCACACCGGACUACAGGUUAUACAUAUAUCAAAUAGCAGUUUCUAUUCUCCGAAUCAUUUAAUGAAUUAUGAAGGUUAGAAGCGCUCUUCCAUCAAAAUUUGAAUACGACGAUGUAAGAACAAAUUAUAUUUUAUCACCGUAAUAUAAGGAAGUGCUAACUGCUAAGUUCCAUCGACAAGUGGAUAUGCAGCGCAUUUCUCGGUUUUGUGCAAUGUACUUGAUCCCCAUACUCUCCCUCUCCGUAGGAAUGGCAAUGGGCAGGUCUGGGGUGGGUAUCUCGAUACUCAUACCCGCCCUGUGGCAGGUCGGGUCCACCAGGCACGUCGGGUAAUUUACCAUGGGGGCGCGAAUCGGGGCAGGUCGACCCAAUGGGUAUGUAACUUAUGUACGUGAAAAACAUAAAAAAAAAUAUAUAUGAUAAAAUGUAGUUAAAUUAUUGGAGAAAUUGAGGUUUUCUCUUACUUACAACUUUAUUAUAACUAAAAUACAAGGCAAUAAGAGAAAAAUCCUAAAUAAUUUGAAUAAGAUUACAUGUAAUGUAGACAAGAGCGGGUUCAGAAUGGGACGGGUCAGGGUAGGUUAGGUCGAUGAGAGGUACCCAUGCCCGCCCUGCCGACGGACCCACCCCAAAACAGGUAAACAGGUUGGAUAAAACGAGUCAGGUCGAAAUUGCCAUCCCUACCUCUCCGUCGUCGGUAAAUAAUGAGCGGUGGUUGCAUGUCAACUUGGUUGUUGGCUCCUUUCCUCUACGGCCGGCGACAUUAAUUUGGAUCAUCAGUUACAGUUGAUUAGGUAUGGAAGUAAUCUACUAGCUCUGUAUUUAAAUGGUAUUUAGCUUGAUUAAUUAUCAAUUUUUCUUGCUAGUUUGAACUGUUCAUAUAGAGUAGCUAGAUGGGUACGUAGUGCCAGAGGGGAAAAAUCAACCAAACAACCUUAAAUUAAUCACAACACUUGUAAAAUUUCUAUUCAUUGAAAGAAAGAAAGAAAAACCAGACUUGUGUUCGUGGUUCCAAUAUUCUGUGUGUAUCUUGUGUCCAAUUGGCUGUAUGAGAUCGAUGAUGAUAACCUAUUUAUAUAAUAAUAUGUCUCUGAAAUCUCAAAGAAAUUUGACUUUCCAAAUUUUCUUGGUUAUUAUUGUAUAUGGUUGUCUUAAUCCACCAACCACACCAAGAAAGGAGUAUGAACUAUGAACACGAAUCUAUGUGCUGUUUCUUCUCCAUGCUAGCUACCUACUUCCUCCCCUCCCCCCGCUUAUGCUGGCUCUCUUCGCGAGACUCGCUACCUCGUUUCUCGUAUGAAUAUCUGACAAAUUUAUGAGAUUGAAGCAAUUUAGGGUGAAAAUGAAGAACUGAUUUCUUGAAAAUGGUUGGCCGCGCGCGGUUUUAGGAAAAUGUCCGGAUUCAUUCUGAGCAAACAAACAAUUGAUUUUAUGAAAUCGUAAAUUUGACUUCGUAAUGUAAUCAUUUCAGUAGUUGUUCUGACUUCUGAGAAACUUAAGGUUUUAGUGGCCGGGCCUUCUACUAUGUUUAAUAGUAUUAGUGUUCGAGGUACGAAUAAGGGUUUUGGUCUGGUAGUAAUAUCACUAGUAUUGAAUCUUCGAAUCUCGUAAGAGUAGUACCUAACCACUAAAACUAAACCUACGUCACUCUUAUCUGAUAAAAAAGUAUUCAGUGUUUCGAGAGAUAUGUACAGAUUGACACAUGUACCAUAAUAUUAAAGGUACAAGUUCAAUUUGUCUCAUAACGUUAAAGAUAUCAAUACAGUCUGUAAAACUUUUGUACCCGACUAUAAAACUUGGGUAAAACUCAUAUGUAGGUAGUUGUGUCGUUGUGAGGAAAAUUUACCAAUGAGUAGUUGACCACGUCCGCCGCCAAAUUAACAGAGACUCCAACAUAUUUGUACUCUUGAGUCGCCGUUGUCUAAGUCUACGAUUAAUAAUUUAAUAGUGUUGAUGUUGGGAGCUAAUAGCUGCUGGGUUUUGUGCCAGUUGGUGGCCGGGAGUUGACCGGUUCAGUUUCAGGGGUCUCGACCGAUUUGGGUCGAUUCGGUCCCCUGGAAUCUUCGUUUGUUUUAGGUGGGGAAAUUAAAGUGUCGUUUGCUUGUGGGAUUUGGGUCAUGUAUUUGUUAUCCAAAUACAAAGCAUUACGUAUUUGAUAUAAAAACAUUGUUUGUUGAGUCAUACAAAUCCGUGGGGCCCAAGGAUUUGGACAAUUUUUUUAGCCCCAAAUCCAUGGACCCCACGUAUUUGCAAAUACCACAUUUCAUUUGGUAUUUGGUCAUUGAAGGCAAGGAGUUGAGACCCAUGAUACAAAAAUCUUUAAAUCCAAGAUCAAAAUCAACUAAACAAACAAUGUUAUCUUUCAAAUACCAAAUGAAACAAAUCCAUCAUAAAUCCAAAGGUUUUCAAAACUAAAAACCUUCAUUUUCAAAUCCAACAAGCAAACGAGCCCUAAGUACGCAUUAGCCAUAGCCACUGGUUUGAGAUUGAAAGUUGCCUGUUUGUGGAAUGUUCUUCUGAGUCGCAUUGCCUAAGGGGACUUUUUUUUUUUUAUGGUUUCCACAUUAAACUUAAACUUUGAUGUUACUUCCUUCAGCUAGUGGGCUUGAAUGUAGUUGACUUUUCUUUUUUGGGGAGAAUUAAUUUUAACGAAAAUGUGCGAAAGCUGUAUUUGAACCGUCUGUGAGCUUUUUCUCGUGCGUGUGGAUUUCUAACUGAAUAUGAAAUUACGAGUCGAUUUUAUCGGGGGGAAAUUCAAUCACUAUCAGAUUUGGCUAAGUUUUCUUCGAAUCCGGUAUUAAAGAGUGAUGAGUUUGGUGGUGUUUUGGUAUUUUAAAUAUUCACACGGAACCCAGCUGAUGACUGUAUAUGUUAUAACUAUGUUCUAGCUAGGCUCGUUUGCUGCAAUACUUCGGUCGUCUAUAUCACUCGCUGUUAUAUAAAAAAAAAAUGUCAAGAACUUUAUAUAUGAUUGUUCGGAAAUGGUGCAGGGUUUUCCAUGAAACGCACAUAGGUAGGUUUUGGUGUGUGAUAUCACAUCUUUGCCCACUUUUAUGUUAUGGAUACGAUUGAAAUUUUGAAAUCGUUGUUGAGGAAUGAUAUAUAUGAAAACCCAUCUCAUUGGAUAAAUUUGACAAUUAUAUUUUUGACAUCUCUUGAAUUCAUUAUAUAAUUGUAAAUAUAAUAUAACAUUCACAGGGAUCUCCUACAGUAACUUGAGUAUAAUUUUAAGUUGGGUAACUUGCAUAGAUCUAAACCGUUAAAAUUGACAAAACUUAUUUUAAACCAUUGAUUAAAGAAAUAAAAAAAAUAAGU